AAAUAGCGAUGACAAAACAGGGAGUGGGGCAGUCUCGUAACGUCCUCUCACCAAUAACAGACGAGAGUAGCGAGUCAGAAUCCAAAUCCUGGGCAGUCACCCAACAACAUGGCAAGAGCAUGAGCAGCAAGACACCGAGCAAGCAGGGAAGAAGACAGGAUACGAGACAGAAACAGGGGGAUGGUAAAGGGAAGAAGGAUGGCGAGUCUAACAAGAUAAAGCUACCUGUUCUAGGAUCAUUAUCAAUGAACAUUGAGACACACAAUCCUUAUGAAGCUGAGAAGAAGUCAAACCAUGAGGCCUUGUACAAGAGUAGACUUCUCCGAACUAAAAAACAAAAAAGCAUUGAAGGUAUGUUCCAAGCAGCGAAAGCAAACAAGGAGCUAUCCCAGAUACUGUUGAACAUGAACCCCUCGUUUAACCUGGAUAUAGGAGAACACAACCUCCACAGAUUCCUGGCUCCUAAUCGUCACCUCCUCCCUGAAGACGUAGAUGACUCAGAUUGUUACCCUGAACCUCACACUCCCUCACAAGUCAGUACAGAACUACUUGAUGACGUCACCAGCCUAGCCCCACUUCCAGCACCUAUCAAGAAGGAGGAGUACCCUCUUCUGGGGCUCAAACCUCAGGCUCCUCCUCCUCUUACUGCUCACGAACUGGUUAGGAGAUCUAAGGUUAUUGAGGCUGUAGCUCCAAGCUCACUGUGGGUCCCUGCUACCAGUUUGAAGGGCGGGGAGCUCGUCUCUAUUUAAACUGGAGACACUGUUUCAUAGUAUGCUCGUUGUUAUCUGGACUUUGUGAGACUUCACUAUGUGUUCCUACCAUGGGUGUUAUUCGUAGAAACGCAUUUUACUUUUCAUAAAGCUUGCAUUACACGUGAUCUCUAAUUCUACCCCAAUUCACACAAUGUCACCAAAUGGGAACCUGUGCUUUGGCUCAAUCAUCUCGAACAUAAAGGUGGGUUGAAGGGGUCGGGGUAACUUGAGGAAAGGCAGUGGAUACUCGAACUGUCAUCUGAGCUAAAUUGAGUGCCCGUUGUUUUUAACUUGUCAUCAAUAUUUUAGUAGAUUAUGUUCAAAUUUUAUAAAAAUAUUAUCAGAAGUAUUAUGUAUUUAUCAGAUAUUAUACAGGUAUUCAGGUAUUCAUUAUAUCAGUACAGUCAGACAAUACAGUAUACACCUAUCAUACUUAAUUUAUUGAAAUUUUAUACCCACCAGCCCGAUCAAAUUCAAUUUGGUUUUCAUCUGUACAGAUUAUUUAUGAUAUUUAUAGAACAUCUUUAUAAUAUAUUAUGCGAAUGUAUAAAGAAAACUGAAAUUGUAUAUUAUAUUA
Molecule: messenger RNA, 1332 nt
Organism: Bolinopsis microptera
Lineage: Eukaryota; Metazoa; Ctenophora; Tentaculata; Lobata; Bolinopsidae
Exons: 4
Coding region: 9-752 (247 amino acids)
Source: RefSeq, a predicted model, not a curated record